Molecule: messenger RNA, 1176 nt
Organism: Cercospora beticola
Lineage: Eukaryota; Fungi; Ascomycota; Dothideomycetes; Mycosphaerellales; Mycosphaerellaceae
Product: tyrosine-protein phosphatase
Biological process (GO): dephosphorylation
Molecular function (GO): phosphoprotein phosphatase activity
Source: RefSeq, a predicted model, not a curated record
CGGGUGACUGCAACAUCUUGUGAAGAACAGCCAGAAUCCAGAAUACUCGUCAGUCUCAUCCUUCACAAGGGCACCGUAGGACCUCGUAGACACAUUCAUCACCGCUUCUUGCUCGUCCCGCUGCUACCAAACCACAUUUUGCACCACGUGACUUAAUUCCUCGUCAACCCCGUCCAGUUUCGUUGAGACAAGCACAUCGAUAGACAUGCCGGGCUCGCAAUUGCCAGUGUUGGAAAAGGUCGCCAACCUCCGCGAUGUCGCCUUGUCCACUGCUUCUCCACUGCUGAAACCAGGCCUGCUCCUACGCUCUGCCGCACCGGAUGAUGCCACGCCCAAUGACCGAAAUCUGCUCGCGUCAGAACUCGGCCUCCAGACCAUUAUCGACCUCCGCUCGGACACCGAGCAUCGCGAAGUCAUCAAGAAGAAUGCAUUGCGAGUGCCGCCCGUGCCUGAUCCGCCUGUGAAAGAGCAUCCGGCACAAGAUGGUAUCAAUCACACUGCUCCGCAAGAUCCAGCGCGGAUUCCAGGCGUGAAGUACGAACUGAUCAACUUCAAUGGCUCCGCCUACACGCGCCAUCUCAUUUGGCAACUGUCCUACUUCAACAUCGCGAAGCUCUUGACGUGGUACACUCUGGGUUACAGCAACGACGCCAUCUCCAUCAUAGCCACCAAUGUCAUGCAGAAGCGCGGACUCGUCGGCCUGGCUCAAGACAGCUUGCAUUUGUGCAAGGCCGAAGUCAGGCUUGUCUUUGACGUUCUUGCUUCAAAGGAGAGUUACCCACUGCUCGUGCAUUGUACGCAAGGCAAAGACAGGACUGGCCUUGUCAUUUUGCUUGUGCUGAUGCUUCUUGGCGUGGAUCAUGCUGCAAUCGAGAAGGACUACAUGUUGAGUGAGCAAGGUCUCGCCCUUGAUAGAGACAAGCGCGUGGAAGCCAUCACCAAGGUUGGCUUUCCCGACGAGUUCGCAGACUGUGCAAAAGACUGGGCGCAGACGGUCAUCGCCACAAUCGAAAAGGAGCAUGGUGGUAUAGAAAAGUAUCUCACAAGCUGUGAGGUCGACGUGGCUCAGCAGAAGCAAGUGAGGGAGAGUUUGAGCCAAGACGUGGCGUGAAGACAUCUUCGUUCGGCAAGUGAGAGGCAGAAAUGACUUCGAAAUUACCAUUUGCCUCACUUCUU